Ceutorhynchus assimilis (cabbage seed weevil) is the source of this 1981-nucleotide messenger RNA. NCBI's taxonomy places the organism in Eukaryota, Metazoa, Arthropoda, Insecta, Coleoptera, Curculionidae. The record is from the annotation of a GenBank genome assembly.
UUUAAUUCUGACCAUUGUUGUUGUAGGUACUGUUCUUUGCAAAUUGAAAAUUAUUUUCUACGUCAUACAACCGCCACUGUUCUCGUUUUAAUUAUUCGGAAGCCUCUCAAUAUAAUUAAGAAAAUACUGUAAUUAUUAUUUAGGAACUUUUUCAACAAAACCCAGUAUCAAAUACCUAUGAGGUAACGUUUGUUUGAUGAUGAUGUUCGUUUUUGUUAGCUAUCUUUUCGCUGUAUUAAUUGGGCUCGCAACAUGCCAGGGCAGUUUAGAUGGACCUACUGUUAAAAUUCCACAAGGACUUGUGCAAGGCAUCUACAAAAAAUCUUAUAAAAAUAAGACAUAUUCGGCUUUUGAGGGGAUUCCUUAUGCAGUACCACCUGUUGGAGACCUACGAUUUAAGCCUCCUCAAGCAGCUGCAAAAUGGACAGGUGUGCUAAAAGCCAACAAGCACUACGAAUGCCUACAUUUCUUGCCUUUGGUGAUUGUUGGACCUCGAGGUACCGAAGAUUGUCUAUACGCGUACGUAUACGUACCACGUGAAACCAUAAACCCAAACGAACUCCUCGAUGUCAUAGUUCAUAUCCACGGAGGUGCCUUCAUGAUGGGCUCGCCAAAAUUCAUGGUAGGACCUGAAUUUUUAAUGGACAGAGACGCCAUAGUGGUCUCCAUGAAUUACAGAUUGGGUAUUUUGGGAUUUUUAAGUACCGAAGAUGACGUGGUUCCUGGCAAUAACGGUUUGAAAGAUCAGAGUUUAGCUCUGGAAUGGAUAAAGCAUAACAUCAAAUAUUUUGGUGGAAAUCCUGCUUCCAUUACCAUUACCGGUCUGUCUGCUGGGGCAGCAAGUGUGCAUCUGCAUUAUUUUUCUCAGUUGUCAAAAGGGUUGUUUCAUCGGGGAUUUUCUCAAAGUGGUACGGCAUUGAAUUGUUGGGCACUAACUGAAAAUCCUCUGGAAAAAGCCAAGGCUGUAGCAAAAAAUGUCAGCUGUACCACUUCAUCCUCCAAAAAAAUGGUGGAAUGUUUGAGACAAGUCGAAGGAAAUGCUUUGAUUCAGGGCUUGAGAACUCUUUUUGUGUAUAUGGAUGCAGUACCAAUUACACCAUUUGGUCCAAUUGUUGAAAAAAAUCCAAACGGGGCAUUUUUGAGUGAACAUCCAUAUAAAAUGCUUCAGAAGGGGGAUGUUUAUGAUGUUCCAUGGAUAACUUCAAAUACGAAAGAUGAGGGUCUAUUUCCAGUCGGACUUAUUUUUGCUGGUAAAAAAUUUAGCGAAUUCGAGGAAAAAUGGUACGAUAUAAUGCAAUAUGCCUUAGAAAUGCAUUAUACUGUAAAACCUUCUUUACACAGAGAAGUUUUAUCAAAUAUCAAAAAAUACUAUUUCAAGGAUCAACCGAUUUCUGAGGAUAAUAUGUUUUCUUUCGUAAAGCUAUUUUCAGAUAGAAUGUUUUUGGUAGACGCUGAAAAAUCCGUAAGAAUGCACGCUAAUGCUACCCAAUCCGAAGUAUAUUAUUACCUAUUUUCCUACAUCGAAGAUAUGCCACAUUUCCCGUUCGGAAUGCCAAAAGGUGCCAGUCACGGCGAUGACGGAAGACUUAUGUUCAAAAUGUUUUUAACGCCACCUAAAUUGUCCGAUAAUGAUGAGCAAAUGAUGGAAUAUUUUGCUGAUUUUAUUAUCAAUUUUGCUAGAAAGGGAAUACCAUCGAUGAAGUCGGUGGAAUGGUUGCCGGUGAAACCAGAUAAAGAUUCAAACAUUAAUUACCUGCAAAUAGCAGACCCGGAUACUAUUUCUAUGAAAUCAGUCGCUAGGCUAGCUCCGGAUGACUUUUGGGAUAGUUUACCUAUCAGAGAGAAUGAAAAUGCUAUGGCAUCGUCUUCUGAUAUGGUACAAGGAAAAUUUGUCAUCAUAAGUAUUGUAUUGUUUGUAAUAAAUGCGAUUUAGAAUUAUCAUGAUUUCAUGAAUUUACAUACCUACAUAGGUGUACAGAAG